This is a messenger RNA of Anoplopoma fimbria (sablefish), 1543 nucleotides long. RefSeq names its product WD repeat domain 45 (gene wdr45). The record is from RefSeq and is a predicted model, not a curated record. Gene Ontology annotation, molecular function: phosphatidylinositol-3-phosphate binding; phosphatidylinositol-3,5-bisphosphate binding; protein binding. Gene Ontology annotation, cellular component: extrinsic component of membrane; phagophore assembly site membrane; cytosol. Gene Ontology annotation, biological process: nucleophagy; protein localization to phagophore assembly site; protein lipidation. Bases 170 to 1246 code for a protein of 358 amino acids. Lineage: Eukaryota; Metazoa; Chordata; Actinopteri; Perciformes; Anoplopomatidae. The transcript is spliced from 11 exons.
UCUCACACGUCACUGUCGUGGAACCAAAACAAACCGUCUGACGUCACCUCUGUUGUUGUUGUUGUUGUUGUUGUUGUUCUCCUCCGGUAAAGCCCUCCACGUGGACUACUUGUUGAUGGUCGGUCCGUUCAUCUACCGGUGACGUCACGGCGACGGGAGAGCAGCAGCCAUGUCUCAGCAGAGAGGAGUCAACAGCCUGCAGUUCAACCAGGACCAGAGCUGUUUCUGCUGCGCGAUGGAGACGGGAGUCAGGAUCUACAACGUGGAGCCGCUGAUGGAGAAAGGUCACCUGGACCACGAGCAGGUGGGCAGUGUGGCCUCGUGCUCCAUGUUGCAUCGAUCAAACCUUCUGGCCGUCGUUGGAGGCGGAGUCAACCCCAAAUUCUCUGAAAUAUCUGUUCUGGUCUGGGACGACGCUCGGGAGUCUCGAGACCCAAAAGACAAACUGGUUCUGGAGUUCACCUUCACCAAACCCGUUCUGGCCGUUCGCAUGAGACACGACAAGAUCAUCAUCGUUCUAAAGAACAGGAUCUACGUUUACAGUUUCCCAGAUAAUCCCGUCAAACUGUUUGAGUUCGACACCAGAGAUAACCCCAAAGGUUUGUGUGAUUUGUGUCCCAGUCUGGAGAAGCAGCUGCUGGUGUUUCCGGGUCAUAAAUGCGGCAGCCUGCAGCUGGUUGAUUUGUCCAACACUAAACCCGGAACGUCGUCGGCUCCGUUCACCAUCAACGCCCAUCAGAGCGAGAUCGCCUGCGUGGCGUUGAACCAGCCGGGCAGCGUGGCGGCGUCGGCGUCUCGCAAAGGAACGCUGAUCCGUCUGUUCGACACGACGACCAGAGACAAGCUGGUGGAGCUGAGGCGAGGGACGGACCCCGCCACGCUCUACUGCAUCAACUUCAGCCACGACUCGUCCUUCCUGUGCGCCUCCAGUGAUAAAGGCACCGUCCACAUCUUCGCUCUCAAAGACACCAAACUCAACCGCCGCUCUGCUCUGGCGCGCGUGGGGAAGGUGGGCCCUGUGAUUGGUCAGUACGUGGACAGUCAGUGGUCGUUGGCCAGCUUCACCGUGCCGGCCGAGUGCGCCUGCAUCUGUGCUUUUGGGAAGAACACGUCCAAGAACGUCAACUCCGUCAUCGCGAUCUGUGUGGACGGGACGUUCCAUAAAUACGUGUUCACUCCGGACGGAAACUGUAACCGAGAAGCCUUCGACGUUUAUCUGGACAUUUGUGACGAUGACGACUUCUGAGGACGCUUAAUGAAGACGUGAGGAUGAAGAGGAGGGAACACGAGGACGUGUGAUUAUUGUUUUAUCAUCGUGUCUCCAGUGUGUAGCGGUGUGAACAUCAGUACAGUUUUCUUUUAACCUGAAACUUGAUCACGAGUCUGAAACCUUCACGUGAUGAAGAGAAAAGAGAGAGAGACGACAAGUUAAAGUCUCAUCAAAAUUCAUUUUUGAUAAGAAAUCUGUAUUUACAUCCCUGGUGUUUGUUUUAAUUAUCUUUAUGCAGUCAAAGCAUUACAUGCAUAAAUGUUGUAAAAAGGA